AAAGUGAAGCACAUUGUGCAAGCCAUUGGAAGUUCGUCCGUCCAGAAAGGGCAAGACUUCUCGAAGCAAUAUUGCCCGAAUAGUAUUAAACCGGCUAUUUAUGGAUCAUACGGGGAAGUUUAUGCCGACCCCAAUGUGGAUAGUCUACAUCGGCACCCCGCACGCGUUUCCACAAGCAAAAACUGCCUGGAUGCUAUCGAGGCAGGCAAGCCCAUUCUUUGCGAGAAGGCCUUCACGGUAAACACCGCGAAACGAAGGAGGUCUUUGCACUUGCCAAAAAGAAGGGAGUCUAUGUUGCUGAGGCCAUGUGGCUCCGCCACCGACCUUUGGUUCAAGAUCUGCAGCGCAUGCUUCACAAAGAGAAGGUCAUUGGCGAGGUCUUCAGAGUCUACUCCGAGUUUGGCCUCGGGCUAGACAUCCCAAAUCUCCCAGACAGCUCACGCUAUAAGCAGCCCCAUCUUGGUGCAGGCUCGCUGUUGGACCUGGGCAUCUACACUCUGACGUGGGCUAUCCUGGGCUUAGAUGCAGGAACCCCUGGUUCUUCUGAGAAGCCUAAGAUCUUAGCUGCACAGUCGCACGAUGGUGCCGUCGAGGUCACAACCAUCGUUACAUCGACGACAAUGGCGACUGGAAACCCGAAAGUAUUGGCACGCAUUCAAGGGGCCAAAGGCACAAUUGAGGUGCACGGCAUAGUUCCAUCUGAUCCAGAUUCUUUCACUGUGUACUCCACGUUUGAGAGAGACCAGAUCAAGGGCAUCAUCGGAGGUGAUGCAGUCAAGACAUUUGACUACAAGCCAGUUGGACGAGGUUAUUACUGGGAAGCUGACAACGCUGCACUGGACGUGCUGGCCGGUAAACUGGAAAGUGACGUGAUGCCUUGGGCAGAGACCGUCCGCGUGAUGGAGAUGAUGGAUGAGAUCCGACGACAGGGGGGACUGUAUUCCUCAAGACGAGUAGUGAGGACUAGUUUUCAGAGUUUGUGCCGUACGUUAGACAGCGAGCAACAAAGACCUGCCUUUCAAGAAUUAUGGUUCAACGUGGAACAAAGUGUGGCAGGAGCUACAUGUAGGAACAUACACAAUCAAGAUAUAAGAGACACUGCCGGCAUCGACAGAAUAUCAAAGCUGCAACUAUCCUAGCUUCGUCAUUCUGUUGGUUUUCUUCUCGUCCCGAUGUUCG
Colletotrichum phormii is the source of this 1179-nucleotide messenger RNA. RefSeq lists its product as uncharacterized. NCBI's taxonomy places the organism in Eukaryota, Fungi, Ascomycota, Sordariomycetes, Glomerellales, Glomerellaceae. The coding region runs from base 306 to 1139 and encodes 277 amino acids. The transcript is spliced from 3 exons. The record is from RefSeq and is a predicted model, not a curated record.